Molecule: messenger RNA, 1479 nt
Organism: Microplitis mediator
Lineage: Eukaryota; Metazoa; Arthropoda; Insecta; Hymenoptera; Braconidae
Product: protein draper-like
Exons: 6
Coding region: 1-1479 (492 amino acids)
Source: RefSeq, a predicted model, not a curated record
AUGGGUUUAGAUAUCGAUGAUUCAUGCACUGAUCACGAUGAUUGUAAGAAAAUUCCAUUUACCCAAUGUGUUGAUGAGAAAUGUCAGUGUCUACUGAACUUCGAGCGAAAAGGCGACGUUUGUAAAGGACUUCCAGGCGCCAAUUGUACGGCUGACUCAAACUGCUUAGAAAAUUCAUCAUGUAAUAAGGGAACCUGUCGAUGUGAUGAUCACUACGAAGAAACUACCAAAGAAUGUCAUAAAUUAGUGAAAAAUAUCGAUGAUUCAUGCACUGAUCACGAUGAUUGUAAGAAAAUUCCAUUUACCCAAUGUGUUGAUGAGAAAUGUAAGUGUCUACCGAACUUCGAGCGAAAAGGCGACGUUUGUAAAGGACUUCCAGGCACCAAUUGUACGGCUGACUCAAACUGCUUAGAAAAUUCAUCAUGUGAUAUGGGCACCUGUCAAUGUGGUGGUCACUACGAAGGAACUACCAAAGAAUGUCAUAAAUUAGUGAAAAAUAUCGAUGAUUCAUGCACUGAUCACGAUGAUUGUAAAAAAAUUCCAUUUACCCAAUGUGUUGAUGAGAAAUGUAAGUGUCUACUGAACUUCGAGCGAAAAGGCGACGUUUGUAAAGGACUUCCAGGCGCCAAUUGUACGGCUGACUCAAACUGCUUAGAAAAUUCAUCAUGUAAUAAGGGAACCUGUCGAUGUGAUGAUCACUACGAAGAAACUACCAAAGAAUGUCAUAAAUUAGUGAAAAAUAUCGAUGAUUCAUGCACUGAUCACGAUGAUUGUAAGAAAAUUCCAUUUACCCAAUGUGUUGAUGAGAAAUGUAAGUGUCUACCGAACUUCGAGCGAAAAGGCGACGUUUGUAAAGGACUUCCAGGCACCAAUUGUACGGCUGACUCAAACUGCUUAGAAAAUUCAUCAUGUGAUAUGGGCACCUGUCAAUGUGGUGGUCACUACGAAGGAACUACCAAAGAAUGUCAUAAAUUAGUGAAAAAUAUCGAUGAUUCAUGCACUGAUCACGAUGAUUGUAAAAAAAUUCCAUUUACCCAAUGUGUUGAUGAGAAAUGUCAGUGUCUACCGAACUUCGAGCGAAAGGGCGACGUUUGUAAAGGACUUCCAGGCGCCAAUUGUACGGCUGACUCAAACUGCUUAGAAAAUUCAUCAUGUAAUAAGGGAACCUGUCGAUGUGAUGGUCACUACGAAGAAACUACCAAAAAAUGUCAUAAAUUAGUGAAAAAUAUCGAUGAUUCAUGCACUGAUCACGAUGAUUGUAAAAAAAUUCCAUUUACCCAAUGUGUUGAUGAGAAAUGUCAGUGUCUACCGAAUUUCGAGCGAAAAGGCGACGUUUGUAAAGGACUUCCAGGCGCCAAUUGUACGGCUGACUCAAACUGCUUAGAAAAUUCAUCAUGUAAUAAGGGAACCUGUCGAUGUGAUGAUCACUACGAAGAAACUACCAAAGAAUGUCAUAAAUUAGUGAAAAGUAAGACAUAA